Molecule: messenger RNA, 498 nt
Organism: Peniophora sp. CBMAI 1063
Lineage: Eukaryota; Fungi; Basidiomycota; Agaricomycetes; Russulales; Peniophoraceae
Source: the annotation of a GenBank genome assembly
AUGCCUCCUCGGAAGAACACCAAUGCGGCCUCCCAGGGCGACGUUGACCUUGAAGCUCUCUUCGCCACGCAGGACUCAUCCAGCAGCGACGACGCGAUGAUGGCCGUGAUGGCCAAGCAGAUGCAAGCCGCCGCCGAGAAGAAGACCCGGGCGCGCGACGCCAAACUCAUUCAGGCUUACAAGACUGAGUCUGAGAAGCUUAUCACCACUCGGGCACAGAAAGUGCAACAAGUCGUUACGGAACUCAUCCGUGAUCUGGACGAUUUGGCUCUCGAGGAAGCCCAGAACGAGGACUCGAUUCGUAAGCUGUGGAUGGAAGCUGGGCGAGGGCGCGUUGCAUAUGCUGCAAGUCGUCUCGACAAGAUGAAGAACUACCACGAGACGGCGGGAGCUUACGAGGAGACGCGUGUACAGGAGAACAUCCCGCACCUGUACGCGAUCAAGGCUGCUGUAAACGACGUGGAGCGUGUGGCAAACGGUCUGGAUGAAGGCAUGUAA